Molecule: messenger RNA, 1422 nt
Organism: Beta vulgaris subsp. vulgaris (sugar beet)
Lineage: Eukaryota; Viridiplantae; Streptophyta; Magnoliopsida; Caryophyllales; Amaranthaceae
Product: autophagy protein 5
Exons: 8
Coding region: 155-1252 (365 amino acids)
Biological process (GO): autophagy of mitochondrion; C-terminal protein lipidation; nucleophagy
Cellular component (GO): Atg12-Atg5-Atg16 complex; phagophore assembly site membrane; cytoplasm
Source: RefSeq, a predicted model, not a curated record
AAAAUGGGUAUUUCGUCGUGUUCAACACUCCAAAGUCCAAACCCAGGCUUUCCCGGCAGUUUGAUCGCUUCGGUUGGGGCGUUUUGACAAACUUUCAUCAAGAGAGAGAUAGUAAGAGAGAGAGAGAGAGAGAGAGGGAGGACUACAGGAGGCAAUGGAGAACGUAGGAACAGACGCCCUGAAGUAUGUUUGGAAAGGAGCCAUACCACUUCAGAUUCAUCUUCACGAUUCUGAAGUCACCACUCUUCCUCCUCCUCCUCCAGUUUUGAUGUUGGCUUCACGGAUAGGUUAUCUGCCACUCUUAGCGCCUCAAAUGAAACCCCUCUUCAACAGCACACUUCCUCCAGGGGACGAUACUGUUUGGUUUGAGUACAAGGGGUUAGCCUUGAAAUGGUACAUACCAACCGGUGUUCUCUUUGAUCUCUUGUGUGCUGAGCCUGAGAGACCUUGGAAUCUUACGGUGCAUUUCAGAGGGUAUCCGAGUAACACACUGACCCCAUGCGAAGGUGAAGAUGCUGUUAAGUGGAACUUCAUAAAUUCUCUUAAAGAGGCUGCCUACAUAAUUAAUGGUAACUGCAAGCAUAUUAUGAACAUGUCACAGUCAGAUCAGUUGGAAUUGUGGCGUUCUGUUUUAAAUGGCAAUUUGGAAUCUUUUCUAAAGGUGACAUCAAAGUUGAAGCUUGGAGCCAUUGACGAUGAUUACACAACAAAAUUGUAUCCAUCUUUAAAAGCCUGUUCUGAUGCUGGUAACACAGAUAAUCCUGGACUUGCCAAAACAGGUAGAAUUCCAGUGCGAUUGUAUGCUAGGAUUUUUACCGAGGUGUUUGAUGACUUGGAAGAUGCCCCUGAGGUUGAUAGCUGGGAGAAAAUUUCUUAUAUAAACAGACCCAUUGGACUUGAUAAAGAUGAAGGUAAAUGCUUCACUUUAAGUGAUGCUAUGAAGACUCUCUUGCCUGAGUACUUUGGAGAAGGAAUUAUUAACAAUGAAAAAACAAUUGAAAUGGAGGUUAAAGAAGUGGAUUCAGAAGAUGCCAGUGACACAAAUCUUACAGAAGAGGUGAGUACAUCAGUCGGUGAACAUACCAAGUCCAAACAAUCAUCUGUAGGUGCUGAAAUCAAGCUCAUUCGAAUUCAAGGUAUUGAGCCAAAAUCUGAGAUCCCUUUCUCUUGGGUAGUCAACAACCUGAUGAACCCAGACCACUACCUUCACAUAUGUGUGUAUCUGAUACAUGUCCAACCUUCGUCUUUGUGACCACAAUAUUUCUUAACUGAGACUGGGUAACCUUGUAUAUAUAUAUAUCACUUCCUCAGUCUACUGUCUUUGUUUUGGCACUUGCAAAUUGUGAAGUUUCAUCUAGUAUGUAGAUAUCAAGUAAACACUUGUCCUUUGAGAAAGUUCGAAUAUAAAACUCUUUUCUGCAA